Messenger RNA from Meleagris gallopavo (turkey), 2076 nucleotides. The record is from RefSeq and is a predicted model, not a curated record. Lineage: Eukaryota; Metazoa; Chordata; Aves; Galliformes; Phasianidae.
UGGCCUCUUCCUGCUGGUGUCCAACACACAAAUUUUCCGAAUAGUGUUCAGCAGUUGACUCUGCAAUAGAACAGAUACAAGAUGGAGGAAUCAUACAAAGACAGGACUUCAUUAGUGAAAGGAGCAAAAGAUAUUGCCAAAGAGGUAAAGAGGCAAGCUGUGAAAAAAGUGAAUAAAGCUGUUGACAAAGCUCAGGAUGGCUACACACAGAGGUCCUACAGUCGAUUCCAGGAUGAGGAAGAUGAUGAUGAUUACUAUGUCCAAGGAGGAAAUUAUGGUGUGGAAGCUAAUGAUGAUGAAGGAUCAAGUGAAGCAACUGAAGGACACGAUGAAGAUGAUGAAAUUUAUGAAGGGGAGUAUCAGGGAAUCCCCAACAUGGGGCAGGGCAAAGAUGGCAUGGUAGCCUUAGGGCAACUUGUGCGUGAUGAGUAUAAAGAUCGUCAUGAACUGGAAACAGAAAGGAAAGCUGAUGAAGAAGAAUUAGCACAGCAGUACGAACUGAUAAUACAAGAAUGUGGCCAUGGUCGAUUCCAAUGGGCCCUUUUUGUUUUGGGAAUGGCUCUAAUGGCUGAUGGAGUGGAAGUUUUUGUGGUUGGAUUUGUGUUGCCCAGCGCUGAGACAGAUAUGUGUAUACCCAAUUCUGGAUCAGGAUGGCUUGGAUGGAGUUUCAGCAUGGGAUCUGCUUAUCAGUUUCACAGUUGGAGAGUAUUUGUGAUCGUCUGUGCAUUGCCCUGUGUCUCUUCUGUGGUAGCCCUCACCUUUAUGCCAGAAAGUCCACGGUUCUUGUUGGAGAUUGGAAAACAUGAUGAAGCUUGGAUGAUACUCAAGCAAAUUCACGACACAAACAUGCGAGCUCGUGGUCAGCCUGAGAAAGUCUUCACAGUUAACAGAAUUAAAACUCCAAAGCAGAUAGAUGAACUCAUAGAAAUAGAGAGUGAUACUGGAACUUGGUACAGGAGGUGUUUUGUUAGAAUUCGCACAGAGCUAUAUGGUAUUUGGUUGACUUUCAUGAGAUGCUUCAACUACCCAGUGAAGGACAAUACAAUCAAGCUCACAAUUGUGUGGUUCACCCUGUCUUUUGGCUACUAUGGCUUAUCUGUCUGGUUUCCUGAUGUCAUUAAACACCUUCAGUCAGAUGAGUAUGCAUCCCAGGUGAAAUUUUUCCGCAACGAGGAGGUUUCAAAUUUUGUCUUCAACUUUACACUGGAAAAUCAAAUUCACAGCAGCGGAGAAUACAUCAAUGACAGGUUCGUCAUGAUGAAGUUUAAAUCAGUAACCUUUGAAGAUUCACUUUUUAAGAACUGUGUGUUUGAAGACAUAACUUCCCUGAAUACAUACUUCAGGAACUGCACUUUUGUGAAUACCACCUUCUACAACACAGAUCUCGAGCAAUAUAAAUUUGUUGACAGUGAUUUUAUAAAUUGCACGUUUUUUCACAUCAGGACAGGAUGCCAGAUUUCCUUUGAUGAUGACUAUAGUGCCUACUGGAUUUAUUUUGUUAAUUUUCUGGGAACGUUGGCAGUGUUACCAGGGAACAUUGUGUCUGCUCUUCUGAUGGAUAGAAUUGGACGUUUAACAAUGCUAGGUGGUUCCAUGGUUCUCUCUGGCAUAAGCUGUUUUUUCCUGUGGUUUGGGACCAGUGAAUCCAUGAUGAUAGGUAUGUUGUGCCUCUACAAUGGCCUCACCAUCUCAGCCUGGAACUCUCUUGAUGUCAUUACUGUAGAGCUGUAUCCUACAGACAGAAGGGCAACCGGCUUUGGCUUUUUGAAUGCACUAUGCAAAGCCGCAGCUGUACUUGGAAACUUGAUAUUUGGUUCCCUUGUUGGUAUCACCAAAGCAAUCCCUAUUCUCCUUGCUUCUACUGUUCUAGUAUGUGGAGGUCUGGUAGGACUUCGACUUCCUGACACAAGAACCCAGGUGUUGAUGUAACAGGAAAAAGCCAUUUUCUGUUUCUUUUUUCUUUGUACAAAUGUCAGGUCUCCUGUUUGGUGGUGCAGAGGCUUCAGAUUAUUAAUGCUUAGUUGAGAGUUCAGAUGGCAGAAACCAAACACAGAUGUGUUGAGUGGCAGAAAUCUA